Oreochromis niloticus (Nile tilapia) is the source of this 8954-nucleotide messenger RNA. Its product is annotated as adenylate cyclase type 1. The transcript is spliced from 20 exons. Bases 3729 to 7238 code for a protein of 1169 amino acids. Gene Ontology annotation, cellular component: plasma membrane. NCBI's taxonomy places the organism in Eukaryota, Metazoa, Chordata, Actinopteri, Cichliformes, Cichlidae. The record is from RefSeq and is a predicted model, not a curated record. Gene Ontology annotation, molecular function: adenylate cyclase activity. Gene Ontology annotation, biological process: intracellular signal transduction; adenylate cyclase-activating G protein-coupled receptor signaling pathway; cAMP biosynthetic process.
GAAGGGAACAACAGAUAGCCAUCAUCCAGAGAAGAGCUUUAAACAUCUUCGAGGAAGCCUGUAAAUCUAUUCCUGAAGAUUACUUAAAGAAAUUACAAUAAAUCUGCACUAACAGAGUUCAGACUGUGUUAAAGAACAAAAGCAAUCAUAGGAAAUAUUGUUUUUCAGUGUCAUUAGAAUACUACAAAUGUUGCCUUAUAUGCUAUAUUUCCAUUUAUAUUUCUAUGUUUCAAUAAUUCUCUGCAGCUAUUUCCCAUUUUCCUAGCACAAUAUAAAGAAAUGAGGGGUGACUCAAGACUUUUGCAGAGUACUGUAGCUUCUGCAUUUAUCAUCUGUGACUGUAAACACUUUUUUUUGAGAGGGGACAAAUCAUUCUGAUGCCGAUCCUUCUGAUGAAGGAUACGCUUGUGGACUUUUUCCUCAAGUCCAGUUUUGAUUUGGUAAUUAUGUGUGUAUUGUGUUUUCAGCCCUGACAAAUGGAGUUCUGCAGGUUCCUGCUCAGGGCUGGAAUUGCACUCAUUUCUUUUAAGUUUAUGUGAAAGCUAGCUGACUCGUGGCCAUAUUUGAUUUAUGCUGUGUAAUUUAUUUCAUAAGUAAAGGAAAAGAAACAGAUUUAUCACUGUAUUUUGAAAGCAAUGAAACAAAAUACCAUUCAGAGAAAUCUUAUAUUCUCACUUCAUCUAUUUUGUAUAUGCCAUAUUUUUCUUGUCCUUCCAAGAUUGUGGGUGUUUAUCUGAGGGAAAUACACACCUGAGUGGCAACUGUGAGAAAACCUGCAUUUCUUUUUUCUUAGCACAUUUUAAUUAUGGCUAACAUUAGCUAAUUCAUGACAUGCGCUGCCUGUCCCUCUUGGGUGUCUUUUAGCUGUUUCAUUUGCUGGUGUUGAACCAGUGUGUCUGUUAUUACAAGACCACCAAUACGUCAACCGCAUGUGAACACUGGUGGGAUUUGCCAGAUGCUUAGCUAUGAUGGAAGAUGAUCUCUUGAUAACAGCAUGUGCAAACAAGCACUGAGAUGGACUUUUGUUAUUUUUACUAUUGUUAUUAUUCUUUCUUUCCCCCUAGUAGUGUGUGAGCAUUUUAUUUGUACAUUCUGAAAACACCUGCCUAAAAGAAGAAGCCUAAUCGGAGACACUGACAAAACCCAUUUUGGACGGAAGCUAUACAACUGACAUGUGGCAGACAAGCAUUUAACUGCUCCAGAGAUAUGAAGCUGAUGAGUCAUCAUCCUGUUAAAUAACAAUUUUGCAGCAUAAAUAUGUCAAAUAUAUAAAAAUAUAAUGCUGUUUCACAUCGUUUCAGAUGAUAAGCUGUUUUUAGGGGGUGGGGGAGGGGGGCUUAUGUGAUGAUGGAGUUAAAGAGGAAAAAUAGAAGAUAUUUAGAAGAGAAGCAUGCAGCAGGAAGCUGGCGUCUGUCCAAUACCCUUGGAGUGCAACUUUGUGGCGUGAACUCCCAAAAGACCUUUUUUUGUUCUCAGAAGAUGAGAGCUGGCAGAGUGUGACCGUGCACUUAAACCUGAAGCCAUCAAAAGCAGAGAGAAUAACACAUUUAAACCGCAUGAUGGCUCUGCUCUCAUCCUUCAAUAUACUUGGCUGCAAACAGGACAGGAGGUCCUCUUGGAAUACUGCACUCCUUCAAUGAGAUGCAAAGAGAUCCGUACAAAUCUGUGUCAGACAAAAUAAAUAUUUGGAAACCUGCACAUGCAGCUACGCAAACAGCACGGAUGUUGCUGAUUUUGGUCUUUUGUUGAGCGCACAGUUUGGCAUUCGCCUCAAAAGACUGUGGCUAUAUGCCAUGCAACACUGAAAAACUGCAGCCCUCGCUAUUGUGAUUAAUUUAGGAGGUGCCACACAAGGAAUAUUGAAAAAUUGAUUAAGACAAUGACAUAAAAUCGGUGCCACUUUAAUUACACUCUAGUCAGGAGACUGUAAAUGAUGCCACCGUUUUCUCUCAUUUGCAGAUCACCUGCCCGAGAGGCGGAUGCUGACAGUCGACACACAGCAACGUGAAUGUUUUUUUUUUUAUAUGUGGCAGCUAAUAAAAGCUCAGUAAAAAGGGAGUAAAAGCCUUGUAGAUAAGACAGAUUAUCAGUGUAAAAGCAAUGUGUCCUACAUCUGGUGUCCCAUAUCUUCCUCUCAGAGCAGCAGGGACAGAUAACACAGACAUGAGCCUGGCAGGUCCCCAAGAGGGAAAGGUGAACUCUAUUGUUAUGCAGACAGCUGUUUGUUCAUUUAGUGUGACAGCAAACAGGCUUGUUUAAGAUUUCUCUUUAGCUAAAGUUUAGCCUAGUUCAGUUUUAGUCUGUGUCAAGUUUGACUCGGUAAUCAACAAAACCUGAUUAAACCUGAAUAUUCUAUAUCAUCAGUUUCCAGGUGACAUUUUCCAAACCUCUUUGGAUUUCAGAAGUUUGAGCUAGUGAUUCUAAUUUUUUUUUGACCAAACAUAUCAACUCCAACACCUCAUCUUUUUCCCACAAAUUGUCUACUUCCAUGUUGCUGGUAGCACAAGUCUUUUAUAGAACAUUGUUUCCCUUUUUGUCUCAGAAUUUAGUAGGCUGCCAAAUACUUUACCUCUCUGUUUCUAUUUUCGCCCCAUCCCUUUCACUCUCUCUGUCUACCUGUCACACUGUAUAUAGCUGUGCUGGAUCAGUGAAAGCUAGAACACUAACAGCUGAGAGAGAGACACACACACACAGAGUGAGAGCUAGGGAGGGGGAACAGAAGGCAUGUGAGUGUCCUGGUAGCAUGGUAGAGUGCUGGACUUUGGCACUGGCCAUCAAUCUGUCACUUUCUUACAUCCUCUCUGGUACCGACGGGUCAUGGCAAUGGCAGCCUGUGACGGAUGACUAAUCUUCCCCUGGUAAUGAAUGAGACACCACCCCCCUGAAUGCCAAAAGAGUGCUGAUUGUGAGGGUGGCUGCCUCAUGGCAAUACAGGAGUCUUAUUAUGAAUGCUAUGCAAUCAUGUUACUCUGUGUCUGUGCCAACCAAACGCAGUAGCUCCCAGUUUAUGCGAGUAUAGUCGUGUCUCGAACACAGUGACGUGCGGUAGCGCUAUUAAUUGCGCUUCUUUCUCUCAUCUUCUGUGCUUGUGUGUGAGGGAAUUAGGCAGAGGAAGGGAGCGCGUAAAUGAAUCAGAGCAUAGUAAAAGUCACUGCACGGGCUUUAACGAUGGAGACACGUCGUGUGCAGGUGGAAAAAGGAGACGUUGCUGUUAAGGAUGAUGCAUGUGCUGUUCUGUCAGGCUGAAGGGGAGCUCUGUAGCCGCGCUAGUCAAAUCGUCUUGACUGCGUGUGUUGAGUAGCUGAGACCUGUCUUAUCUUCACCUCAUAAUGCGCAGGCGUGAUCCUAUCUGAGCCCCGCAAAAAAAAAGAAAAGAAAAAAAGCUGUUACCGUCACAAGUAGACGACGUGCUCUUCAGUGGUGCUCAAGCGAACGCUGAAUUCUUAUUAUAAUAAUUAUUUUUUUAGUAGGCUACAUGUAUAUGGCACAUCGCCUGGAACACUGCUGAAAAAUGAAGAUUUGCUUGCCAGCUAAUCUUUCCGGACAGCACAGUCCAACCUGUGGAUAGUGCCGAGCGCGUCUGUGGCCACCGGCCAGUCUCCUCCGCUAUCUGGGACGCUCUGCCUUGAGUCUGUUGUGCGCGUCUUUUUACGUUUGCAUCCCGGGGUCUGUGUCGGCGCGGGAUCCGCUGUUCUGUUUAAGCUAAGCUGUGAGCAGGUAUUCAGUUUAUGAAUGGCACUGACAUGGAGGAAAUACCGUUUCAGAAAGUCAAAACCAGGCGGAAGAGAAGUCACUGUCCACCGGGUGUCCCUUUGACCACCAUCGUAUGCGAGGACGAGUUCGACUGCAAAGAACUCGAGUCUCUCUUCCAGAACUACAACCUGAAACUGGAGCAGACGUCCACUCUCAAAGCCCUGGCCGUGCUCAUAUUCUUGUCCUCGACGCUGGCUGUGGUGGAGUUGCUGUCCGGCCCCAGCAUCACCAUCUCCAAGGGGUCCCAUCCGGUCCACUGUGUCAUCUUCGUGUCCCUGUUCAUUGUAACUAAUGUCAAGUACCUGCAAGUGACUCAGCUCCAACAAAUUGUUAACCUGACGCUGCUCUUCGGGUUUACUUUCUCCUUCCUUUGCUGUCCCUUCUCCCUGGGCGCCAUGGGGCUAGAGCCCCCGACGUCCCCGGAGCAAGGCAUGUGGCAGCUCAUCCUGGUCACCUUCGUCGCCUAUGCGCUGCUACCUGUACGGACGCUUUUGGCUGUUGUGUUUGGAAUAAUGGUGUCCAUCUCGCAUUUGAUUGUGACUGCCACUUCCGUCACAGUGAAAACACAAAAACUAUGGAGAACAUUGGUUGCCAACACAGUACUGUUCACCAGUGUCAACCUGUCAGGGCUGUUUGUACGCAUCCUAACAGAACGAGCCCAGAGGAAGGCCUUCCUGCAGGCUCGCAACUGCAUCGAAGAAAGACUCCGCAUGGAGGAUGAGAACGAAAAACAGGAGCGCCUGCUAAUGAGUCUGUUGCCCAGGAAUGUAGCUAUGGAGAUGAAGGAGGAUUUCCUGAAGCCCCCAGAAAGGAUCUUUCACAAAAUCUAUAUCCAGCGUCAUGACAAUGUCAGCAUCCUGUUUGCAGAUAUUGUUGGCUUCACCAGCCUGGCCUCUCAGUGUACAGCCCAGGAACUGGUUAAACUAUUAAAUGAACUGUUUGGAAAAUUUGAUGAGCUUGCCACGGAGAACCACUGUCGCAGGAUUAAGAUCCUGGGAGAUUGUUACUACUGUGUGUCCGGACUGACACAACCCAAGACCGACCACGCCCACUGCUGUGUAGAAAUGGGUCUCGAUAUGAUUGACACCAUAACGUCAGUAGCAGAGGCCACAGAAGUCAACCUAAACAUGCGCGUGGGCUUGCAUACCGGUCGAGUGCUGUGUGGAGUGCUGGGUCUUAGGAAAUGGCAGUAUGAUGUGUGGUCAAAUGAUGUGACCCUGGCCAAUGUGAUGGAAGCUGGAGGACUACCUGGGAAAGUUCACAUUACCAGAUCUACACUCGAGUGCCUAAAUGGAGACUAUGAGGUGGAGCCUGGAAACGGCCAUGAAAGGAGCGCCUUCCUUCAAAAACAUGAAAUCGAAACCUUCUUUAUAGUGCCAUCUCACCGACGGAAGAUAUUCCCAGGAUUGAUUCUUUCGGAUAUAAAGCCCGCCAAAAAGAUGAAGUUCAAAACUGUGUGCUACUUACUAGUGCAGCUUAUGCACUGCAGGAAGAUGUUCAAGGCUGAGAUUCCCUUCUCCAAUGUCAUGAACUGCGAGGACGGUGAUAAGCGGAGGGCCAUGCGAACGGCUCCACAGAAAAUGAGGAACCGCUCCAACGCUAACCAGGCUAAUGUGAUCCAGAGCAGCCCCAGAACACGGGUCAACCGCUACAUCGGUCGGCUGAUUGAGGCCCGUCAGACCGAGUCUGACACGGCAGACCUCAACUUCCUCACGCUCAUGUAUAAAUGCUCUGAGCGUGAGCAGAGGUACCACCAGGUGCCUGAUGAGUACUUCACCAGCGCAGUGGUCCUCUCCCUGAUCCUAGCUGCCUUGUUUGGCCUUGUCUAUCUUCUCAUCAUACCACAGGGCACAGUGGUGCUAGUUCUUCUCGUCUUCUGCAUCUGUUUCCUUGUAGCUUGUAUCAUGUACCUCCAUAUCACUAGAAUACAGUGUUUUCCAGGGUGCCUGACCAUUCAGAUUCGCACUGCUCUCUGUAUUCUCAUAGUGCUCUUAAUCUACGCUGUGGCCCAGGCCUGUGUGGUGGGCUGCAUGCCCUGGCUGUGGGGUAGUGCCAAUACAAACAGUUCCAUCAUCAUCAUUGAUGUGGAUAGCGGCGCCAACCACACCAUGGCAGAGCUUCCUUGUGAUGGCGCCCGCUACGCCUUUCUCUCAUGUGUGGUGGGCACACUUACCCUGGCGCUUUUCUUGCGUGUCUCCUGGAUGCCAAAGAUGGCGCUAAUGCUUCUUCUGGGUGUGCUGUAUCUCACCGUGUUGGAGCUCAGCGGCUUUCGCAAGACUGCAGGUGGGGGGUCCUUCCACAUCCGGGGCUAUGAGCCCAUCCUGACUCUGUUGCUCUUUGUCAGUGCCCUUGCCCUCCACUCCAGGCAACUUGACCUCAAACUACGUCUGGACUUCCUAUGGGCUGUGCAGGCGGAGGAGGAAAGAGAUGGAAUGGAGAAAGUAAAGCUGGACAACAGGAGGAUCCUCUUCAAUCUGCUGCCUGCACACGUGGCUCAACACUUCUUAAUGUCAAACCCAAGAAACAUGGUGAGCCACGAUAAUAGACAGGCAGGCAGGCAGACAGACAAACAGGAUCUGUACUAUCAGUCCUACGCACAAGUCGGCGUCCUAUUUGCCUCAAUCCCGAACUUCAACGAUUUCUACAUCGAGCUGGAUGGCAACAACAUGGGAGUGGAAUGCUUGAGGCUGCUGAACGAGAUCAUUGCUGACUUUGACGAGCUCAUGGAUAAGGAGUGCUACAAGGACAUAGAGAAAAUCAAAACCAUUGGCAGCACAUACAUGGCAGCUGUGGGACUCGUCCCCACCAUUGGGACCAAGAACAAGAAAUCUGUGUACGACCAUCUGAGCACGAUAGCAGACUACGCCAUUGAAAUGUUUGAUGUUUUGGAUGAAAUCAAUUAUCAGUCAUACAACGAGUUUGUCCUGAGAGUCGGAAUCAAUGUGGGUCCAGUGGUUGCAGGGGUGAUUGGAGCACGGCGACCUCAGUACGAUAUCUGGGGUAACACGGUCAAUGUGGCCAGUCGAAUGGACAGCACUGGAGUACCUGGGAAAAUACAGGUGACUGAGGAGGUGUAUCGGCUACUGAAUACCAACUAUGACCUGGUUUGCCGCGGCAAGGUCAGUGUUAAAGGCAAAGGUGAGAUGCUGACCUACUUCCUGGAAGGGAAGGUUCAGGGAGUGGGCACUGCAACCACUUCUUCGGUGAUGCGUUCCGCCAGCCUGGCGCGUCGGAUCCACUCCUGUGGAAAGACGAGCGUCCCGACCAAUCUGGGCAGCGUCUCCUCUGCUGCCAGCCUCACUGCUCAUCCCGGCAUGGGUAGCAACAUGCAGAUGAACACUGCCAACAGCAGCAGCAACAGCCAAGCCGCAUGCCUACCCUCAUCCUGUGUGCCCGCAGUGGGUAAGGUUGAUGAAGAGAGGGAUGUAGAGGUGACAGAGAUUGAAAUUGAGACGGUGGCAGCUGCUGCAGAUGUGUCAGUGUAGGAAGAAAGAAAAUAUAUUCAUCUUAAAUAAAGCAAGAAAACCUGGUUGGAGGACUAGAAGCGUCUAGUCUGUACUGGCACAACCCAGGAUACACCCAUUCAGGAUGUGAACUUCCAGAAAUAUGAAGUCAUUGUAUGGAUAAUCAUACUUGCUUUAGGGAUUUUUAACUGCUUGCCACUUUUCAGAGACAAAAUGCAGAGUGCAGAGACGGGUACCCGGAAUCUCAAAUCCUCUUUUAACAUCUCUGUAACAGAUGAUUAGAUGUGUGGUUUUGUUGGGUUCCAUCAGAUCCAGGUAUAAUGAGCAUAUUUAUUUUUUACUAUGUUGUACAUAUUCCGUGUUCGGGGGAUAUGUGCGUUGAUAUCCAGAAAAAGACUAAUCAUGCUAUUGCUUUUGCACUGUCUUUCUUAUUAUGCCAAGGAUUCAUUGCGUUAUUUAGCGUAAAAUGGUGUUGUUUCUUUUUGGUGUAUGUAAGCAUGCAGGUGUGUACUUGUGAGUGUGCGUAUGCAUGUGUGGUCAAUUCUGAAUUGUAACAAAACAGCACAAAACAGUCUCUUUUCUUUUUCUUUUUUUUUACUUGGAGCUCACUGGAUGAAAUAUGCUUUUUAUGAUACAUAUUUACAGUUAAUAGUGCAUGACUUUUUAAAAGUUGACAGCCAUAGUAAUGAUACUCCUGUUGAAAGGAAACCAAAGUACCGAGCUUUCCAUAGAUCACAAGUCGCGAUACUUAUAUUGCCUCAACAGAGAUGAGAGAGAAAGUUGCAGUAGACUGCCAUGCUUACCACAUGCUCGAUCACUGGUAGAAGACAAAGGUGUGUUUUUGAACCCUGGAAAGACAAAAUCAGUUUUCCUUAAUACAUGACAUUCUUUUGUAUUGUUGUGCAAUAUGGCAUGUACACAUAAUACACAGAUAGGGGCAGCUUUGUUGAUGAGGAGGCAAAAAGAUAAUACGAGGAAAGGACAAAGGUACACAAAUCUAAACAGAAGUCAUACUGAGUUGGAUUUGUGCUUCUAUGGAUGCUAGUAUGCCAAAAUGGGACCAGCGAUGGAGUAUUGUAGAACAUCACACAGAGGACCAAUGCAUCCUUACAUACAGAUAUCUAAAGGAGUUAAGAAUGGCAUUCAUCCACACGGAAGAGAGCGUAUACUGUAAGCACAUGACUUCCACAGAUGCAUGACUAACUCCUUUAAUUCAAUUCAAUUCAAUUCAACUUUAGCCUAAACAUUUCAAAUGCUGUAUGUACUUUCAAACAUUUCCUUGAGGCCACAGAAGAUUUCCUGCAGUGUCUCGCUGCUGUCAUCUUUCAGGCAUACACAUUACUGUACUAUUGCUUUUUGUUAUCUAGCAGCUACACUUUUGAGUUUCUUCAAGAAAUAUUAGCUUUAGCACAUCUCUCAGAUACACUGUCAGAAACAUGAUGCGCUUCAGAUUAUCUUUAUAGCCUGUAUCUUUAUCAGCACAUAGAACUUUCACUCGAUCUGCAAAGUGUAAAUACAUCACGAUUCAAGUUCUUGCCUUACUCAAUAAGCUUACAGUGAUUGCAACUUGCCUUUUUAGAUAUAUUCACUUUGAUAUGCAGAUCAUACUUUUUGUAAAUAGUCAAAAGUUGUAAACUAUGUUGUAUCUUGUACAGUGUAAAGUUGGGUUAUUGAAUAUUUUGUAAUAAAGACAAUAUUGGUGUAUAAAAUAUCAUCAGUAUGGCUAUGAUAAAGAAA